Messenger RNA from Ceutorhynchus assimilis (cabbage seed weevil), 978 nucleotides. NCBI's taxonomy places the organism in Eukaryota, Metazoa, Arthropoda, Insecta, Coleoptera, Curculionidae. The record is from the annotation of a GenBank genome assembly.
AUGAAAACAUACAUAGAGACCCUAAGUGAGGAAAAUAAAGUGCUGGCAACUGAAGUGGAAGAUUUAAAGCUGGCAACAAGUACAUCUAAACUCAGACAGAGCUUGGAUGGAUCAAAUGUUCCCAAAAAAGAUGCGGCUACUUCAACAGAAGAACAGUUGGAAGAAAAGGAGGAUAUCUUGAGGAUGCUUAGUUAUGGUCAGACCUCCAGCAAAGAAGAAAGAACAACCGACGAAAGAGAAAAACCGUUUUACGCUCGCCUUCAGAAGGGUUCAAAGUGUUUUGAGGAUAUGGCACUGGACCAAGAAAGGCAGUUUGAAGUAAAAUUGGAAUACCAGUUAAAAAUUAUCUCCAGUUUGAACGUGGAAAUAAAAACAUUGAAACAAGACAAUCAAGUUAAACAAGAUCAGAUAGAAGAACAUCUACAACUAACCGAGCAGACAAAAAAACAGCUACUCAUCGUUGAAGAACUGCAUAGGAAAGUUAAAUUGUGGGCAAACACAUUAGAAGCUGAAUGUCAAGCGAUGGGCAAAGAAUUGAGGGCAGAAAGAAUUGAAGGUCAAAACUUGAAAAUGACUCUACAAGAACAAAAGUCUAUUAUAGAAGAGCUUGAAAAUAAGCAAAGGCAGCUCAUUCUAGCCCAACGAGGUUACUUCAAAGACUCCAACUUUAUAAACUACCUGAAGUACCUCCUCUACUGGAAAGAACCCGAUUACGCCAAAUACCUAAAAUACCCAAUGUGUCUCUAUUUCUUAGACCUAUUACAGUACGAGCAUUUCCGCAGAGAAUUAGUCAACGGCCAAUGCACCAAAUUUAUAGACGACCAGCAAAUUCUAUUGUGGCAACACUAUACUAGGAGGCGCAGCCGUCUCAUGACUACUGCAGCAGCAAAUGGCGCUAAUACUGAACAGAAUGCCAUUAUGCAGCAGAAUAAUGCUCAGCAAAAUGGGCAUCUGAGUAUUAAUGCUAAAAUGACUUAA